This is a messenger RNA of Cheilinus undulatus (humphead wrasse), 4695 nucleotides long. RefSeq names its product junctophilin 1a (gene jph1a). The coding region runs from base 216 to 2297 and encodes 693 amino acids. Gene Ontology annotation, cellular component: junctional membrane complex; plasma membrane; sarcoplasmic reticulum. The record is from RefSeq and is a predicted model, not a curated record. The transcript has 7 exons. Lineage: Eukaryota; Metazoa; Chordata; Actinopteri; Labriformes; Labridae.
GGACUCGACGCUUCUCUCUCUCCCUCUGUGAUCAGUGGGUGAGAGGGGGGAGACGAGCAACACACAGCGGAGAAUCCGGCGUGCGCCUCCGUCAUAUUCAUCUUGUUGGCUCAUCCUUUCAUCUCACCACCGGUCCUGGAUCCCACAACCUCGGUCCUGGAGACGCCUGAGUCUGCAGCAGCGCACGAUCUGCUUUAUUUCCAGCCUUUAUCUGAAUGACGGGCGGAAGGUUUGACUUCGACGACGGCGGCACUUACUGCGGGGGGUGGGAGGAUGGCAAAGCCCACGGACACGGCAUCUGCACCGGACCCAAGGGCCAGGGCGAGUACGCCGGGUCCUGGUCGCACGGCUUUGAGAUAGUUGGGGUGUACACCUGGCCCAGUGGGAAUACCUACAAGGGCUACUGGUCCCAAGGGAAGCGGCAUGGGCUCGGUGUGGAGAAUAAAGGCAAGUGGAUCUACCGCGGGGAGUGGAGUCACGGUUUUAAGGGUCGGUACGGUGUCCGGCAGAGCCAUAACACACCUGCUAGAUACGAUGGGACCUGGAGCAACGGGCUGCAGGAUGGAUAUGGGAUCGAAACCUAUGGAGAUGGCGGUACCUAUCAGGGCCAGUGGAUGGGUGGGAUGCGACAUGGCUAUGGCGUGCGUCAAAGUGUUCCCUACGGUAUGGCCACUGUUAUCCGCUCUCCUCUGCGUACUUCUCUGGCCUCCCUGCGUUCUGAGCAGAGCAAUGGCACUGUUCUCCAGGAUCUCUCCUCCCCUGCAGACACGCCGACAGGCAGCCGUGGCGGCUUCGUCCUUAACUUCCACUCAGACAGCGAGGUCGUCACUGGCAAGAAGAAGGGCCUGUUCCGCCGAGGGUCACUAUUCGGCAGUCUCAGGCAGUUGCGUAAGUCUGACUCUCGGACCUCAAUCUCCAGCAAACGCAGUUCUGCACGCAGUGACGCCGCCAUGAGCCGCAUCAGCUCCAGUGACGCCAACUCUACCAUAUCCAUCGGCGAUGGCGAGCUGCCAGAUGAGGACCUACCUCUGGAGGACCAUGUGGACGCAACUACAACCGAGACCUACAUGGGCGAGUGGAAGAACGACAAGCGUAAUGGAUUUGGUGUUUCAGAGAGAUCAAACGGGAUGAAGUAUGAGGGAGAAUGGCUUAACAACAAGCGCCAUGGGUAUGGAUGCACGGUUUUCCCAGAUGGCACCAAAGAAGAAGGGAAGUACAAAAAUAACGUGCUGGUUCGUGGAAUAAGGAAGCAGUUGAUUCCUCUUAAGAACCCCAAAACCAAAGAGAAGGUGGAUCGGGCUGUGGAGGGGGCACAGAGGGCUGCAGCCAUCGCCAGGAGUAAAGUGGAAAUAGCAGCUUCCAGAACGGCCCAUGCCAGGACAAAAAGCGAGGCAGCAGAGCAAGCCGCCAUCUCUGCUGUCCACGACUCUGAAAUUGCCAGGGCGGUUGCAAGGGAACUCUCUCCAAACUUUUACCAGCCAGGACCUGACUACGUCAAACAACAGUCAAAGGAGCCUGUGGAGAUUAAAGAGGUCCCUGUUGAAAAGAAGGACAAGUCCCCAAAAGAUUCCCCCCAUUUUUACCGAAAAGGUACAACCCCUCCUCACUCCCCUGCAACCAGUCCUGUAGCCACGCCUCCCCCCUCUCCUCACUCGAGCAAGAAGAAAGGUCAGCUUGCCAACAGCACCAGCCGCAAAACCAGCAAAGAAGAGAAACCUUCCCGCAAGAUAAGCAGAGAAGAAAAGUCCAGUCAUAAACCCAGCAAAGAUGAGCGGUCUAGUAGAAAGCUGAGUAAAGAGGAGAGGCCAGCUGUAACCGACGGCCCUAAAGCUUCUAACGUGCAUCUCGAGGCCCCACCCAAACCUGCGAAGACUCAGCAGUCCACCGCAGCGUCUGCUCCUCCUCUGCAGCCUCCUGCUGUUCCAGUCAAUGGCGAGCUUCACACCGAGUACCAUAGUUACUAUGUCAAGGCCCCUACAAGAGGUCCCCCACCACCGGACCCUGAGGAGGAUAUAGAGGAAGAGCCGAGUGCCCUGGCACUGGCACGCAUGCCCCCACAGCCCCCUAGGUCUUUUAGUACCCCCACUCCUAAGCCAGCCUCUAUACGUGACAGCAAGAGUGAACCGAAACUCAGGAAGCAGGAUUCCCUAAAGCCAAAGAGCCUCGCAGACACAAAGAAAGCCAGUAUGGAGAUUGCAGAAAGCACGGAAGAAACAGGUCCUAACUCCAUCCUGGUUGCCAUGGUAAUGCUGUUGAAUAUUGGCCUUGCAAUUAUAUUUGUCCAUUUUCUGACAUGAUGAUGCUGUUUCUCAGUGAAAUAAUGGCAACCAGUGCAGUUGCAUCACCGGCCUUGAAAAUGAAAAUGGCGCCAGUGAGACACGGGGGUGGCCGGAAGUGUUGAGGAAUAAACGUGACACACCGAUGGAAGAGAAUCUGGGAGGGAGGCAACACCACCACCAACCUGUCAUGAGCCUUUUUUAGAGGCCAGCCCCGUGAAUUAGCACUCCUUUGGCUUCUCUAAGAGCUGAGGUGAAAAUGUCGUGUCUAGUGAGAUUUUGAAAAAUAAAUAAAUAAAAAUGCAACCAAACAAACACAGGCUGAAAAAAGAAGUAAUUGAAACCCACACGUGUGCUGAUCCAAGCAGCGGUCUAUGUAGCCCACUCCCACUGCCUCGGCAGGGAGAGGGCGGGCUGACGGACUUUGUUGGAAGAGUGUGGAGAUGCACUUUUAGAUGACGGGAGCAAACAGCUGCCUUUCUAUUUUGCCAUCUGAUGUUUUGAUGGGGAGGCGUGAGCCCCGAGCAGGAAAGGCCGUGAGGGGGGCACAGUCGCAGCAGGAGCGUCCGUGCAUGCUUGCGUUUUCUGGGGGUUCACACACCGCUCUCUGCAACAGGGAACUGGGCACGGCCGUCGCCGGUAGUCAGUGCUAGCACGGUCACUUUCCAGUCUUACUCUGUUUACCCGAUCAUCACUGCAGCUUUGUCGAGCUCCGUCCAUUGUAACCGAGGACACACUGCUUUGACACACUCCCCCGUGCAUGGUACAGUUUUGAACAUUUGUUUUUGUUUGUUUUCUGUUUUAUUGUAGCUUUUUUUGUUCAUUGUUGUUCUUUGAAUGUUGGUUACCUGCUUGUAGUUCAGAAGAGUAAAUAUUUUCACCCUUUUAUUUAAAAUUUUUACUCAUUUGGAGUUGUAAUUUGACAUUACAUACCACUGAGAGUGCAAUAUUUCAUUUUUUUCAAAGCAAAGCUUAGAGUAUAUUUUGCCAAAAAAGGGGUUUUGUGCUCUCGUAAUUGGAGUGACUGGCAUUCAGAGGUGCCAGCACUGUGUGUAGGAAGCAGGAUCACACUUUUAAAGCUACCUAGCUCUGUGAGAGUGAAGGAACACAUGUCUUAUGCUAUUUAUGAAAUCCAGAAGGAGAAUUAUUUCAUUGUACUUGCCAAGACCAUUUUGCUUGUACUUUUCAUUUUAUUCUUUGCUUUCAUUUUUCACUCAAAUGCAAAAAGGCGCAGUCCAUGCAGCUGCUUCUGUUGGCCCGGCAGUGCUUGCGUGCUUGUGGGAGAGUCUUGUGGACGGCUGAAGGUGAAUUUAUUCAGGUUAAGGCCAUGGGGAAUGUGGCAGCAGGGAGAAGGAGAGAUGCCUUUUUUAAAAAGUCUUUAACAGUACUACUGUUUACCUCAGAAAACAAAUGAGGAACGGAGGGAGGGGGAGAGGAAGAGAUGCCAUCCUUGUCUUAACUUUGUUGUGUGGCGGGGGGAUAUUUUGACUGUCAUCACCUGAAUCAUGCUUUUAUCUGGCUUCAUUGUAGCUGUUUGUAGUCUUUGUUGCAGGUAUGGCAUGAGUUUAUUUGAUUUAUUAGAAAGUGAUUAUUUAUAUGAUUGACAUUUAGUCAUCAUUACCAAGAUUCAUUAUUUAUUCAUUGUACAACUGAUGUGUUUGUGAACAUUGAUAAUCACAAAAAGGGCUUUAAUACGGCUAGGUUUCUUUUUGUAGUUUAAUGUGACUUUAUUGUCUGUUUCACAGUGGGCAGCACUGAAUUUCAGUUUGCAAACUUUCAUGAUAAAACUGGAAACUAUAUAUUCACUAUCUAAAAUAGACAAUAAAAGCAGACCAAGAAACGAACGAUCAAAACAAUAGUAAAAGUAUAAAUGUGAUGCAUUCAAUAACUUCACCCUUUCUGUGCAGCACCCUCUUUUUCUUGUUUGAACUGUCUUCACGCAAGCAUGGUGAAGACCCCAGUUCCUGGAGGGUUGAACAGAACAGAACAGCCUGUUUAUGGGAAUAUUUUUGAGAUGCAACAUUGCAUGUUGGAGUCAUUUAUAUAUAGAUUAUUAUAUACUAUUUGUAAGGAUUUUUACAGAGCACAAUCCAGAAUCUGGUAUGAGUUGGUAUUUUUCUAACAAUUUGCACACCUGUAUUUUGACAAUGAAUAUAACUUUGUUUGUAAUUGGUAAUGUAAUGCACAUAUGAUAAUGUUUGACAGUGGAAAAGCAGAUACUUUAUUUCUAAUUUGUUGUACUGUAUGUACCAUUUUGGGGAUGUGGAAGGCAGAUGUUCUUGUUUGAGUAUUUAAGGAUCUAAAGAGGAACUGCGGGAGACUUUUGAUAUCUCAAGGUUCAUGUUACCCCACUGAUUUGUGCAAAGUCUUUGGAGAUGAAGUUCUGUGUAUAACAAUAAAGAUGUUAUGCCUUGAUAAA